UCGGCACCGGAGCCCAAAGACGCUGAAGCAAAGCGCAGGUGCAGGAGAAGAUUGCCCUCUUCCUUCGCCUCUCCAGCUCGCGCAUACGCCAGCGCCAGGUGGGAUCGCGCAAUUCGGACACACACGAGGGCCCGAGGGAGGGAGGAAGAGCGAGAGUGAAAGACUAAUUGGGUGAGCGAGUGGAAGAGCGCAGCAUCAAAAGCUGGUCCUAAAGUGAACCGAAAGCGGUGAGUUGCUUUGACUUAAAUCCAAACCUCGGCACAGAUGUUCUCCUGCUAGCAACUCUUAGCAACUCUUCUCUCUCUCUCUCUCUCUCUCUCUCUCUCUCUCUCUCUCUCGAUCGUCUCGAUCGAUCUGAGCUGAUCUCGCUCUCGCGGUAGUACAGCGAGAGAGGUCGGUCGAUCGAUCGAGAGCGGAGCUUGGAGGAAAUUCUUGGAGCCGAGGCGCGAUCGACAUCGUCGGGGCAGCGGUAGGAGGAGAGAAGGAAGGAGAUGGGCAAGAGCGGGGUGAUGAAGAUGGCGGUGCUGGACGGGAUCAUGUCGUUCUUCUGGACGCUGAUAACAUCGUCGAUAGGGGCGGCGGCGUUCGUGAUCGAGAGGUACACGCAGUACGAGGGCGAUCGGACGCCGAUCGUGUACGCGCUGGUGCUGGUGGUGAACCUGGUGUUCGUCGAGUUCUCGUUCAAAUUGGGCGGGCCGGCCUGGAACCCGACGGCGCCCGUUGCCUUCUACGCCGCGGGCGCCAGCGACGACACGCUGCUGACGCUGCUGGUGCGCAUGCCCGCCAUGGCAGCGGGCGCGGCCGCGGGGGUGCUGACCGCGACCAGCCUCAUGCCGGCGCCCUACCGGCCGCUCAUGGGGUCGGGCCCCAACUUGAAGACCGACCUCUGGACGGGCGCUCUGGCGGAGGGCGGCCUCACAUUCGCCAUCAAUCUCAUCGUGCUGUAUGUCGUUCUGCGCGGGACCAGCAAUCGGUUCCUGCAGACGCCUUUGAUUGUGGCCUGCGCUCUGGUUCUCGUGCAGCAAGGCGCCAAGUACACGGGCCCUGCCAUGAAUCCUUCCGAUGCCUUCGGCUGGGCCUACCUCAAUAAGACCAGUUCGGUGUCCGAGCAGCUCGUGGUUUAUUGGCUCUCUCCCCUGCUCGGGACUGUGGCAGCUGCCAUGGUUUUCCGAGGUGUGUUCGGGUCCCCUCGCGAUAACGCGGCCGCCGCAGCCAAGGCCAAAGAAGCUUGAGUUUCGAGCGCGCGAUUCAUGACGACCACGGACGCGAAAGACGGGAGAAAUCCGCAUCAUCGUCAUCAUUUAUCAUCGUAUGCUGAACUUCGGAGGAGAAGAAGAGGCUGACUGAGAUUCGUGUGCGUCCGCUUGCCGUCGAUACUCUCGAACCGACCUCGUUACGCACACGGCUUUCUUUUCUCAUUCUCGGGGCUUUCAAGGUAAUUACAAUCAGCGGGUACUGGUUCUGCCACUCUUCUCACUUUCUGGAGCAAAUUGAGUGAGCGACGUUGUCGUCUGGCUUCGUCUGUAGUACUAGUUGUACGACAUGUGGGAGAUGAAGAUUGGUCAGAGUCAUAGAACCUCGCACGAUAGAAUUAGGGUAGUGUAGAUAGAUUCUGUGCUCUGCACUUAGGAGGUUACUCUUAUUCUUGCAGUCCUGAUACUGUAGUUCGCAACCCUGUCACCAUCAUCAUCAUCGGCCAGAGCCAGAAACUUUAUGUAUAAAAGUCAUCGCAAGGGUGGGGUUGUUUCA
Marchantia polymorpha subsp. ruderalis is the source of this 1749-nucleotide messenger RNA. NCBI's taxonomy places the organism in Eukaryota, Viridiplantae, Streptophyta, Marchantiopsida, Marchantiales, Marchantiaceae. The record is from the annotation of a GenBank genome assembly.